Messenger RNA from Andrographis paniculata, 752 nucleotides. Its product is annotated as FCS-Like Zinc finger 16-like. NCBI's taxonomy places the organism in Eukaryota, Viridiplantae, Streptophyta, Magnoliopsida, Lamiales, Acanthaceae. The record is from RefSeq and is a predicted model, not a curated record. The coding region runs from base 80 to 463 and encodes 127 amino acids. The transcript is spliced from 2 exons.
AUCGCCUAUUUCAUUCAGGCACUCGACACCACCGCCGACGGGGAACCCUAGCAGCAGCCUCAACUCCGAUUUGUUCAGAAUGCCGGUGAAGAGGAGCCGUCCUGAGAACUCUUCUAGCCGUCCGGUUUUGUCUCCGACCUACGCCGUCUGUCCGAUGAAGAUUAUGCGGACGGACGCCGCUGCGGAGCCGUCGCGGCCGAGUAUUUUGGACGUCGCUUCUGUGGUGAGUGUGGGAGGAUGUGAUCAGACGAAAAUUGGGGAGUUUCUGGAGCGGUGCCAUUACUGUAAGAAGCGGAUUGCGCAGAAUUCUGAAGUUUUUAUGUAUAGCAAUCUAUGUGCCUUCUGCUCCCCUGAAUGCCGUGAUUUUCAGAUUUCACUAGAUCACUCUGCGGAGAAACAACCAAAUAUUUCGAAGGGAAAGUGCCCUCCAGGGAAGGGGUUUCACAAUGUGAAGGAUCAGUAGGCUGUUUAAAUUGCAGUGGGAUACAUAUGUAUAGUUCCCCAUACCUAAAUGCCGAAAUAUGUGCAAUGCUGUCAAUUUUUGAGCGAUCAGCUUGCACUUAUGCACAGUAUAGGAAUAUUACCUGUUAAGUAUUGAUAUAAUGUGUAUUUAUAUAGCUGCUUCUCUGUUUAGCAUGUAUUGAAGCAUUAAGGUGGUUCCUACUUUGAUUCAGCUAGGAAUCUGAAGUUGGAUAGAUCCUGUGAUAUUGUGCAUGAAUGGAAUGACGUUCUAGUAUUUUUGUGGUUUGAUU